Molecule: messenger RNA, 157 nt
Organism: Dentiscutata heterogama
Lineage: Eukaryota; Fungi; Glomeromycota; Glomeromycetes; Diversisporales; Gigasporaceae
Source: the annotation of a GenBank genome assembly
UUUAGAACUGAGUAAUGAUAAUGAAGAUAGCGACGAUGAGGAUGAUAUGAUAUUAGAUUCUGAAAAUGAUGACGACACUCAUUUACAUGCUCCAUUACCACCGCCCGAUCUCGAUCAAAUAGAAAAGCAAUUUAAAUUGCUAUUUCUGACUCUUUGA